Messenger RNA from Tetrahymena thermophila SB210, 2352 nucleotides. RefSeq names its product Von willebrand factor type A domain protein. Lineage: Eukaryota; Ciliophora; Oligohymenophorea; Hymenostomatida; Tetrahymenidae. The transcript has a single exon. The record is from RefSeq and is a predicted model, not a curated record.
AUGAAUAACUUAGAAGGAUUCCGCAAUCAUACUAAUCUGAAAGAUAUACUUCAGGUGAAAAUAAAACCUAUGCAUAGUUAUAUCUAAAUUAAUCAGCAAAGUGAUAUCGUUAUGCCGGUCAUGAUUGAUAUCCGUACUCAAACUGAAAAGCCCCUUUCUAAUUAACAUAUUUAGAAUGAUGAUGACUUGACUAAAAGUUGUACACCUACUUCAUCUCAAGCUUCUUGUAAUAUCGAUAUUGAUAGGUAACCACUCGAUUUGAUUUUUGUUAUUGAUUUGUCCAUAUCGAUGAGGGGCAAAAAGAUGAAUCAGUUGAAGAAAACUAUCUGCAAUCUUAUAAAUUUUCUUAACGAGAACGACAGAAUGGCUCUCAUCGGGUUUAACAACAGUGCUUAAAAUUUAUUUCCUCUUUCCCAUCUUACUCAGCAAAACAAAAAGAAAGUUACUCAAAUUUUAAAUAGCAUCCUCCCCAUGGGUCUAACAAAUAUCACAGCGGGAAUGAUGGAGGCUAUUAAGUAGUUAGAAUCGUCUUUGAUUAACAUAAGUACAGUUGCUGAAACAGGUGAAGGUGAAGAAGAUGAAAAAGAUACUCAUGCUCAAAAGGAAAAGCGCAUGCAGUAAGAAAUGUAAACUGAAGAGAAUAAAGAAAAAUACAAAGAUCUACUCUCAAGAAGUGAGGUUAUUAAACCUCAAAACGCUAUCGAUUAUGAUUUAAGUAAUUCGUGUAUAAACUUUGGUUAGAAAAAAGAAGAGCGUGUGAAGAGCAUCUUUCUACUGAGCGAUGGAUUGGAUGACAGAUGCGAUAAGAGUCUUGAAAUGCUCAAAGUCAGAAUUCAAUCAGUUCCUAUAUAAUUUAGCUUGAAUACAUUUGGUUAUGGUGAGUAGCACGAUGCUUAUCUCAUGAACGAAAUUGCAAGUUACAAAGAAGGUAAUUUCUACUACAUAGAGGAUAUUGACAAAACUGAUUUAUAUUUCGCUGACGCACUAGGCGGACUUUUCUCUGUAGUAGGUAAUUAGCUCGAAUUCGAUUUUUCUUUGUGCAGCCAAGCUCUUCUUGAAAACAUUACAAUUUCUAAAGUGUAUGGAGAUAUGUGGAACUAGACCAGUGGUGGUUUUAAUAAUGCUAAUGAGCAAUCAUUUAGCAAAUAUAGUUCUAACUAAAGCAAUAAGUAUAGUUUUAGAAGUGAAUCGCCUUCAAAAAUCGCUAAAAGUAUCUUAGAUUAGGUAAAUCACCGCAGUGAACAGCAUUCUGCAGAUUAGUUUAUAACUAAUAUUAAUAAUAAUCAAAAUAUUAUUAAUUAAAACUGUAAUAGAUUACAAUCUGAUAGUAAUAACUCCUAAACAUCCCACUUUGCUAAUUAAAGCAGCUUUAAUAAAAAAUCAGUCAAUUUAACAGCUGAUUUCACUCCUGUUAACGCAAUCGUUAAGAAUCGCUCAUUUAAUCUAAAUUAAAUUUAUUUCGGAGUAUCUAAACAAAUUUUGCUUGAAAUAACUAUUCCCUCCUAGUUGAAUUUCCCUAACAAUCUUUAAUAAAGCGAUUCUAUAAACAAUAAUUUCGAAAAUGAUUCGCAAGGCACAAAAGAACAGUAUGGAUAAUUUAAGAAAUUUAGUGAAUGCUUUAAAAAUUAAGUUUUAGCAACAGGAAAACUAAAAGUUAAGGAUUUACAUGGAUAAAAUGUUGAGAAAACUGCUCACUUGGAAGUUAUAAUUUUGGAAGAAAAUGAAGAAUUAAAUGAAGAAAUCCACAUGAGCAACGAAGAUGUUGAAAUUAAUUACCUUAGAGUGCAAUGCGCUCAGGCCUUGUAAGAGGCAAUGAAUUCCGCCCUAAAAAAUGAAUUUAAUGAAAGUUAAUCGAUUAUUAAUAAAGCAUUAGAAUAGUUGUAGAAAUCAAAGGUUUCAAUCCAAAAAGCUCUUGCUAAUCUCUAAAAAGAUUUAGAAGAAUGCUUAGAAGCUUUGAAGCAAAAAAUAUCUCUCCAGUAAUCGUCAAAUCCUAACUCUCAGUCCUAAUUAUCCUACAGCUCCUCCCACAGUACAUAAGAUUAAAAAGAAUGCGAGUAAGAAAAAGCCCAUAACAUCCGCAGAGCUUUUCUCUGUAAAAGUAGAGCCUACAUGGAAUAAAAGAGUGUUAUGAUUAAUCUUGACGAAUAUUAAAACAGCAUUCAAAAGAACAUCAAAAAAUAAAUAGAAAUUCAAAACCAAAAGAAAGUCUUUUCUGCCGAAGAAGAGGAGAAAGAAAAAGAAACAGAAAAGCCCGUCAAAGCCAAAAAAAUAUUGAUUCCUCUUCAAAGAAAAAAGUUCUCCAGCAUGAACGUUGCUAUGAACGAAAUUUCAUCAAUUGAUGAAUAAAAAUGA